UCGAAUGGUGCUUUUUCGUCUGCUCAAGAGUUUAAAAAAUGUAAAUAAAGAAAUAAAAAGCAAUUGCUUACUUUGACUCUGCUGUUUAAUUAAGGAAAAAAUGAUUCUUUCGAAGGUUUCCAACCAUUUUAUUUUAUUAACGAAAUCCCAACAUGCUCUAAAAGGGUUUUGUGCAGCUGUGUGUCAGAUUAAUACUGCAACCUUUACAAUAGAAGAGCCUAAACGUAGGGUGCCUGUACACGAAGAUGAUUUUAAGGCGCUAAGAAAAACGAGACCCAUUCAACCCGAAAAUCCUCACCGUUUGAAAGUUUCAAUCCUUGGAGAACCAAAUGCGGGAAAAUCAACACUGACUAACAGCCUUGUAAGAUGGAAGGUUUGUUCUGUUUCUAAGAAGGUUCACACCACUCGCAGACGCUCGGCAGCAGUUUUGGUGCAGGAGAAUAAGCAAAUUGUUUUUCUGGACACACCAGGAUUAGUGUCUGCAGAACACAGCAAAAAACAUUCAUUAGAGCCCUCUUUUGUUAUGGAUCCGAUGAGAUCAGUCAGGGAAGCUGAUUUAAUUGCAGUCAUCAUAGACGUUUCUAAUAAGUAUACCAACAGUAGGAUUUCUCCAAAUAUUCUGGAAAUUCUCAGCGAGUGUAAAGAUAAAAAAUCAAUACUUGUGUUGAAUAAGAUUGACGCAAUGAAGUCUAAGGAUCGAUUGCUACAUUUGGUCAAAGUACUGACAGAAGGCACCCUGUACGAUUUCUUUAUUUCCAAGUUUGGAGAGCAAGCAGCGAAGCAGCUCUCUAUUGAAGAAAUAUCGGACGAGACCAACAAGCAUGCUAAUCAAGACUGUGUAGUGGAUUCCGAGGGUGUUGAAGAAAGGAAAGGGUGGCCUUACUUCUCGAGGGUUUUUAUGGUUUCAGCUCUGAGAAACAAUGGUGUAGAAGAUUUAAGGAAUUACUUACUAUCUGAAGUCGUUCCUGGUAAUUGGCCGUUUAGUGACAAUAUGGUUACCGAUCAGCAUCCCCAUGAAAUUGCUUUGAUGACAGUCAGAGAAAAACUUUUGGAAUAUUUGCCACAAGAGAUACCAUAUGCUGUCGAUUUGUAUGUUGCAAGUUGGGAGAUCCUUUCAACAGGCUGUCCGAAAAUAAACAUCAAAAUCAAAUGCAACAAUGCCAGACAUAAACGCUUUGUGAUUGGGCCUAGUGGAAAACACAUAGCAGCAUGUGUGGAGAAGACUCGCCUAGCUUUAAGAGAAUCUUUUAGAAAAGAUGUUGUUCUUAAUAUUGGUGUUGUGUAAAUAAAAAUAAGAAAUGAACUAUAAAAAACCAUAAAUAAACUUUGUAUUUUUAAAUAAACAUUAUCCUGUUUCUCAAUA
Messenger RNA from Uloborus diversus, 1363 nucleotides. RefSeq names its product GTPase Era, mitochondrial-like. Lineage: Eukaryota; Metazoa; Arthropoda; Arachnida; Araneae; Uloboridae. The transcript is spliced from 11 exons. Gene Ontology annotation, cellular component: mitochondrial matrix. Gene Ontology annotation, biological process: ribosomal small subunit assembly. Gene Ontology annotation, molecular function: ribosomal small subunit binding; rRNA binding; GTP binding. Bases 101 to 1285 code for a protein of 394 amino acids. The record is from RefSeq and is a predicted model, not a curated record.